CGACUGGUGGGGGGAGUAUCAGGAGGGGAUACGACACUACAGUGACGAGGACCUCAAUAAGACGUUUCCAGAGAAAACUCGACCCAUGCGCUUCAAACAUCCUCCGUUCCAGUGUCCUGACAUGACCCCGUCUGCUACUGUCCCCUCUUCAGUUGAAUUUGUGAAGGCAGCGGAUAUAAAAGUCAUCGCCGCCUUGGGAGACUCCGUGACUACAGCCGUAGGUGCCAAUGCCACCACUGUGCUGGAAAUCCCAGUAGAGUUUCGCCAUGUGUCGUGGAGUAUUGGAGGCUACGGUACUUUUCAAGACGUCAUAACUCUGGCGAACAUCAUCAAAUUAUUCAACCCCACUCUGCUUGGCGCUUCUCCUGGAAAGACUAUCCAUGGGAAGGGGGCUCAUAUUAGUGAAACCGGCUUUAAUUUGGCCGUGACCGGACAUAACACCUUCAACCUCCCAGAUCAGACAAGAGAAUUAAUUGACACUCUGAGACGACAUGAGGGUCUUAACUUUGACGGAGACUGGAAGCUUCUGACCAUUCUCAUAGGCAUGAAUGACAUUUGUGAUUACUGUAAAGAUAAGGCUCUGUAUUCGGUGGAUAACUUCAUUCACUACAUGACCCUCUCUCUAGAAAUGCUUAUGAAUGAGGUUCCCCGUAUGAUCGUCAACGUGGUGCAGAUUUUGCGAAUGCAUUUUCUGAGGGAGGUACAGAGGCCUACCCCAGGGUGUCGUCUACAGCGGUCCUUCUGCCCGUGCCUGAUCGAGCCAGUGUCCAACUCUCCUGAACUUGAGGAGGUGAUUGAGAUCAAUCUGGAGUUUCAGAGGAGACUCGAGAAGCUGCUGCACAGCGAUCGCUUCCUCAGGAAGGAUUUCGCUGUUGUCCUGCAGCCCUUCCUCAAACACGCCGACUCCCCACGCCUCCCGAACGGGAAGAUUGAUAUGACCUUCUUCACUCACGACUGCUUCCACGUCACCAUAAAGGGACAAGAGGAGCUGGCUAAAGGACUGUGGAACAACAUGUUUCAGCCUGAGGGAGGGAAAAUGAUUGUGAGCAGUUUUUCUGAACCCCUCAAGCUCAUCUGUCCACCAGAGGAACACCCGUACAUCUUCAUCCGCCCGGUCGCAGCCAAGUCGAGUCCGUCUCUUCUUCACUCCAAGUCCACAUCACCAGCUGCCAUCAUCCUGCUCCUCUUUUUCUUCUUCUUCUUCACAAACAUCUCUCGUUACUCAUAAGUGUACUCAUUUCACUGCUAUUUAUGAGUUACAAUCAAUCAAGUAAAAUCCCAGUAAAUGAUGCGUCAGCUAGCGACUGAAACGUAAAUACUUUUGCAAGGCGUUGUAUUCCACCUCGGACCUGAGCUUCCAUAGAGAAGCACAGCUGUAAUCUGAGCAAGAACGAUUUAAAUAUGGAAAUGCUGUCAUUCUCUUAUCCACCAGAGAUCUCUUCAGACAACUCUUGUCUUUUCAAGCAGCAUGUGAUUUAGUUGCAUGUUUGCUCCUCGGAUCUUCAGGCUGUGACUGGCCCACUUUCUCUGUUCUCUCCAGAAAUUGCCGCGCAAUGAGAACUCCUGCAACACAAAGCAAGCCACUGUAAAACGCAUGCAAAUCUCAAAAAUAAGAUGAAACCUUUUAAGUUGUUGUCAUUUGUAAACUGUGGUUUCAUCUGGUUAGACAGAAAAUUAACAGAAUGUAUUGAAUUAGUUUAUUUAUUAUGAUCACAAACAACGAUGGAGGCUAUUGUGGAUUCUCAGAAGUAGUACAUUUACCUCUUGAAUGAAUAAAUGCACAACAGAGUGGAUGAACUGGAUAGCAUAGCAGAUAAUGACGGUUUAUUGAAACUUGCUGCAAUGUACACAAGUCUGACACAUUAUACUGUGACUGAGUGGAUAUGCAGCCUUUUAAUGCGUUCUUGUUUAUUUUUCCUUUAUUUCAAAGGACAAAAAAACCCAAACAAUUAUGAGGUUAUUUUGUAUCAAAUAAAUCAGUUCUGUAUCUGGAAUAUGUACGUUCACUCAAAUUCCAUUUCAUUUCUUCUGGGAGGGUCAUCAGCAUGAAUUUCAAUCAGACCACUUAGCUGUCAGAUUUUAUAAUGAUGCCGUUCAAAGAAAAGCCUCUUCAUGUUUGAACAGGCCCACCGCCGGUUUAUGCGGGACAAUAUGGAUCCAUCUCUGACGCAGGCGGGUCUUUAUUGCCGCUCUGCAGGCACAAUGGGAACUUUGGGAUCUCUGUGGAUGGUGCUGCGGGGAGAAUAUCCACUCCUGGAAGCCUCUCUUUGCCAUUUAGUUUUGAUGAAUCUCCCGCUGACCAAAAACAACAAUAGCUCACAAGCAAGCAGUUUCCACGAUUUAUGUGUUUGUUCCUUGGGAACACAAGGGGCACUUAUGUAAUGAUGCUAGUUAUAAUUCAGCUGGAAAACCAGUUCCCUUCACCGCUGCUUUGUGUUUCCCUUUCACAUAAAAUCACAAUAAAAAUACAUUUAAAAAAAAUUGUAGCUGCAGCAUCACAAGAUGUGA
Messenger RNA from Xiphophorus maculatus (southern platyfish), 2508 nucleotides. RefSeq names its product phospholipase B1, membrane-associated-like. Gene Ontology annotation, molecular function: phosphatidylcholine lysophospholipase A1 activity; A2-type glycerophospholipase activity; retinyl-palmitate esterase activity. The transcript is spliced from 15 exons. Gene Ontology annotation, cellular component: brush border membrane. Bases 86 to 1228 code for a protein of 380 amino acids. NCBI's taxonomy places the organism in Eukaryota, Metazoa, Chordata, Actinopteri, Cyprinodontiformes, Poeciliidae. Gene Ontology annotation, biological process: phospholipid metabolic process. The record is from RefSeq and is a predicted model, not a curated record.